AUGUCAUCCCCUUCGAGGUCACUCGAACCUCAAUCAACCACCAACAGCCUCCGCCAACAGCUAAUCACCCUCGAUAGAGAGGGACAGUCCCUUAAACUCAAGAGGACUGAUCUUGAAGAUCAGCUUCAAUCCCUUCAGAAGAAGAUUUCUGAAAACAUCACCAACAUCCGACAGAAGAUGAAGGAGCUCGACAGAGUCCUGAGUUCUGAGCAGAACGCUGGGCAACAGUUGACCUUCCGCAACAGCGUUCUCAACAAUGACGACCUGGUCGGCGGUCUCUGCGCUCGGUCCCAGUACGAUGUCGCGUUGAGAAUCGCCGUCCACGCCAUCGCCAAUGGUCGUGGGUCGGUUGACCACCACAACAAGAUGGCGGCUGCGCUCAUGACUGAGUUGGCAGGCGAUCUAUCUCAAAUCUUCGAGCCCAUCGCUAUUCGGGUUCAGCAACGCAAUGACAACGACGACGACGACGACAUUGCGGUACCCUCCGUUGUCGAUGCCCCGUCUGUCUCCGCCAGAUCGUCUUCCUCCCUCCACGAGAUUUCCGUCGACAAACCUGCCAACAGUCGGACGGUCGCGCCUCUAAAGCCUCUCGUCCCAUACCGCUCCCCAAGCAUCAAGUCUGAGGACAGUUUCAGCCAUCAAUCUACCCUGACUCAAGUCAGCCCUAACAUGUACGCACCGCCAACGUAUACUCCAAACAAGACAUACGGCCCUGCGAACAUGUUUGCACCUACCUCUUCCGCGAUUCAGCCCGGCAUCAGUCCACCUACUCCAAGCAACGGCAAUGGCGCCGCAACAAAGGUCGCUGGAUCAGCUACGAAAUCGAUGAUGUCCCGCCUUGAUAAAAGCUAUCCGGGUCUCCUCGAGAGCCUGACUACCACUCUGCCCAAAAAGAGACCAGCACCAUCCGCGGUUGCGCGCGAACCGAGCCCAAGCCCAAUUGAAAGAGGGGGGACACCUGUCAAGACGGUCAAGAGACACAAGAUAACCAAAGAACCCAUCAUGGCGCCUGCGUUCGUAGAGUUCAUGCAGAAGCUUCAGAGACUUCACCAACACGGCAAGAGCAUCGCCAAGGACAUCAAAUGUUCCAAAUGCCAACAACUUCGACGUGACGUCCGUGUCCUCAGCUGCCUGCACCUUUACUGCCACAAAUGCAUUGUCAGCUUGCGUAACUCUGCUGAGAAGGGUGAUGCUGUUACGGGAUUCCGCGCUUUCUGCGUCGUUCAAGACUGCAAAGCCUCAAUCGCUGGCAAGACGUCGGUUGUCGACCCAGAGCUCAUCGAUUUCCUCGGCUGGUACGAUACUCAAACAGCUGCUCUGCCGACCAGUGCUGCGCAGUUGCACGUCCUGAAAUAUUCGCUCGACAGAACUCCAGACGACGAGGACGUGAAGGCCAAGAAAAUGGCUGUGGAGAAGGAGAUCAGCAACGCCAGGAUCAGAGGCGAGCUCGAUCUACCCGUUGACCUGGUCAAGAUUGCGAGGUUGGCGAGGAAGCCAUAUUAA
This is a messenger RNA of Exophiala xenobiotica, 1503 nucleotides long. RefSeq lists its product as uncharacterized. Lineage: Eukaryota; Fungi; Ascomycota; Eurotiomycetes; Chaetothyriales; Herpotrichiellaceae. The record is from RefSeq and is a predicted model, not a curated record. The transcript is spliced from 2 exons. Bases 1 to 1503 code for a protein of 500 amino acids.